GUGCUGCCUGCGGCGGGUUGCAGGAAAGGGUUGUAUGUUUGAUCUGAAGGAGUCUUGGAAGCAAAGAGGGGACACAAGAGGGCUGUGGUUAUGUCUGCUGAUAAGGAAGAAGACGUCUGUAACCAUGUGAAAGUGGUGGUCCGUGUCCGUCCAGAGUCCAAAAAGGAAAAAGAUGGCAACUUCAGCAGAGUUGUUCAUGUUGUUGACCAGCACAUAGUGGUCUUCGAUCCAAAAGAGGAAGAAGUUAGCUUCUUUCAUGGGAAGAGACUGAACAAUAGGGACAUUACUAAAAGAAAACAGAAAGAUCUUAAGUUUGUGUUUGAUGCCGUAUUUGAUGAAAGUUCAUCCCAGCUGGAAGUUUUUGAGCAUACUACCAAAAGCUUAAUUGAUGGUUUCUUAAAUGGAUAUAACUGCACAGUGCUUGCUUAUGGUGCAACGGGAGCUGGAAAGACUCAUACAAUGUUAGGUUCCCCUGAAGAUCCUGGAGUGAUGUAUUUAACCAUGAUGACACUUUAUAACUGCAUGGAGCAAAUGAAAGAGGAGAAAACAUGUAAUGUUGCUGUCUCUUAUUUAGAGGUCUACAAUGAACAGAUCCGUGACCUGCUCGUCAGCUCGGGACCUCUUGCUGUUCGUGAAGAUGCUGAGAAAGGGGUGGUAGUUCAAGGGCUAACUUUACAUCAGCCUAAAUCAGCAGAGGAAAUCCUUCAGAUGUUGGAUUAUGGAAAUAAAAACAGAACGCAGCAUCCCACAGAUGUAAAUGCCUCCUCAUCCCGCUCCCAUGCUGUCUUUCAGAUUUAUCUGAGGCAGCAAGAAAAAACAGCCAGUAUAAAUCAAAAUGUUCGCAUUGCCAAAAUGUCUCUGAUUGACCUGGCAGGAUCUGAACGUGCCAGUGUGACAAAUGCCAAGGGGGCUCGUUUCAGAGAAGGAACAAAUAUUAACCGCUCCCUGCUAGCUCUUGGAAAUGUCAUUAAUGCCUUGGCAGACCCAAAGAGCAAGAAACAGCACAUUCCUUAUAGGAACAGCAAGCUUACCCGCUUGCUGAAAGAUUCUCUUGGAGGAAACUGCCGCACAGUAAUGAUAGCGGCUGUUAGUCCGUCUUCUAUGUUCUAUGAUGAUACAUACAACACUCUUAAGUAUGCAAACCGAGCCAAGGAUAUCAAGUCUUCUUUGAAGAGCAAUGUUGUAAGUGUGGACAGUCACAUAAGCCAGUAUGUUAAAAUUUGCAAUGAACAAAAGAAAGAGAUCCUAAAGCUGAAAGAGAAACUGAGACAAUAUGAAGAAAAGCAAGCUGGCAUUCCUGAAAACCAUGAUGGUGAAGUACUUUCAAAGAAUCAGCAAGCGGAAAUACAAAGAUACAAAGAAACCCUUAAAAGUGUAUUUGCAAACCGUGAGGAAAUCAGAAAAGAAUACCUCAAGUUGGAACUGCAGCUGAAAGAAAAUGCACUGAAGACAUACUACCAGAAACAAUGUCAUGAACAAAUUCAACUGGUGUGCUCUGAAGAAAGAGUAGAAAAGGCCACUUGCAAGCGGGAUCAGAAGCUUGCAAGGCUUCGAACCUGCCACGAACACACACAGAAGAAGAAAGAAGAGGAGAUUGAACAUUUUGAGGAAAAUACCAAUUGGCUGCAUCGUGUUGAAAAUGAAAUGCGUCUCCUGAGUCACGAUGGGUGUAUUCCAAAGGAACUCAGUAAAGAUCUGCAGUGUUGCCAUUUAAACCUAGAAGUUAAGGACCUGAAAGCUCAGAUUGAGCACAUGAUAUUUCUGGUGUCCCUUCAAGAUCAGCAUUAUAAACAGACAGAAAAAGUACUAAAUACUUUGCUUCCAGUUCUUCGCAAGCAAUACCUGACUUUGAAGGAAGCUGGGUUGACAAAUAAUUUAACUGAGACUGAAUUUGGGGAGAUACAACAGUUAAUUCAAAGACAAAAAUCAGUAGUUUGGGCUGACCAGACUGAAGAAAAGGAACAAAAUCAAAAAGAUGAACUAAACUUGCCAGAUAUCUUUACAUUUCCACAACUCGUGAACAGACUGAACACCCCAUGCCGUACAACUUUUGGAACAUCAUCACAAGAAGCGCAACUGGCAGAAUUUGCGGUACCGCCACAGAAGAGAGCCAGGCGGAAGCUGAUGGACUCGCCGGUCACAGCUCAAAGUCCUGCUGUAUCCAAGCCAUCCAGCCUCCAGCAUCUGGACGAUUCCCUCACCAAGGAAGUCCACCCCAUUGUGUAUACACCAGAAUUGUACAGAAAGUCAGUACAAAGCUGCUGCACACAGACUGUGGUAAAGAAAGCUUUACACCUCACAGGCCUUCAAGAAGCCGAUGCAUGUAAUAUAGAUAUGCCAGUGAAAAGGGCAAAAAUUUUGGACUCUACAUGUGACAUAAUCCCAGAGUGCAAUGAAACUGACAUGAACUCUACAGUAAUUCUCAGUGAAGUGACAGGUGAAACAGCUGAAAUGUCUACUGACUCAUCCGUGAAGGACUCGCAGCCAUGCAGCAAUAGCAUUCUGCAAAGACUUGAUCUGUCUUCCUUAAAAAACAAAAAUCUUACUUCAGUAUUUGAGAAGCCCUCAUACAUGUCAAUGACUUCUGCUGCAGAGAGAAAAAGAAAGGUGUUAAGUUCCACAUCAAACACUGGGCUGGGCAGCCUGCAGGACCAUGUUUCUCCAAAGCGCAUUCGUCGAGAGGUCUUGUUAAGCCACAGAGCUUUGCGAGUACCCAAAAUAGUAGGAAUGAAAAUGAGGGACCAGAAGCAAGAACAGGAUGUGCCAAGAAACUUAGUUAGAAGCUUUUCUGCAGGAAAUGGAGCACUGAGUGUUAAUUCAAGGACAUCAAAAAAUCUUUUACUUCAUAAUAAGAAAAAAAAUAGGAUUUAGUUCUGAGUUCAUGAAUGUUUCAAGCAACAUUGAUAGCAAACAAGAAGCGAGUGACUUUUGUUUCUCUCUAGUGAAUUGUUUUGUGUUCAUGAUCUCUCAGUAAUGCACUAUUUCAGAAAAAACCACUUAUUGGAAACACGAGGAUUUUGUUUAAUUCGAAGAUGAGUUCAUUUUAGUCUCCUGUUAAAGCUUACAAGUGUCUUGCAUAUAUGAACAAAUUAAGAAAUUUCAUUUGGACUUGAGGAUGGAGAAGUGCACAGUGGACCUUUGGCCAUAAUCUUUGUGAGCAUUUCCUUGUGUUUAUGACUAAGAAAUUAAGAAGACAAUGCAAGUAUUUAAGGGGAUCAAUGUUGCUGUAAUUUUUAGAUGCUACUGUAAAUUGCUAACCUACAGUCUUAAUUUUCUAAUGAGAAUCUUUUGAUACAAAAGUUAAAAAGAAGUUUUGACCUGCUAAAUUAUUUUCACUGAAACUUCCCAAUGUUAAAGUUGUUUUUCAUUUGGAAGUAAGUCAAAUAGAUGUUAAUAACAAAAUGCAUUCAUGCUUAGCAUUAAGAUACCAGUUUAUUCUUAGCUGUGUUAUUUUGGAUAGAUAUUACCAAUGCAGUACCAGGAGACAGAAAAAUAUUUACAUUAAGUAUUUCA
This is a messenger RNA of Apus apus (common swift), 3513 nucleotides long. It is a transcript of the gene KIF18A, whose product is annotated as kinesin family member 18A. Gene Ontology annotation, molecular function: ATP binding; microtubule binding; microtubule motor activity. The coding region runs from base 91 to 2871 and encodes 926 amino acids. Gene Ontology annotation, biological process: mitotic spindle organization; microtubule-based movement. Lineage: Eukaryota; Metazoa; Chordata; Aves; Apodiformes; Apodidae. The record is from RefSeq and is a predicted model, not a curated record. The transcript is spliced from 17 exons.